This is a messenger RNA of Rhinopithecus roxellana (golden snub-nosed monkey), 911 nucleotides long. RefSeq names its product phospholipase A2 inhibitor and LY6/PLAUR domain containing (gene PINLYP). The transcript is spliced from 6 exons. NCBI's taxonomy places the organism in Eukaryota, Metazoa, Chordata, Mammalia, Primates, Cercopithecidae. Bases 130 to 828 code for a protein of 232 amino acids. Gene Ontology annotation, cellular component: extracellular region. Gene Ontology annotation, molecular function: phospholipase inhibitor activity. The record is from RefSeq and is a predicted model, not a curated record.
AGGAGAGGGAAAGAGAGAGAAGGAGAGGGCAUCCCAGUUCUCGCAGCCACUGGGAAUCAAGUGAUCCAACUCCGUCUUGGUCUUCAAGCAAACAAACAAACAAACAAAAAUGGGCCGUGGGAAGGGUGAAUGUGGGUACGGACCCGCCCCUCCUCAGCUUCCUAUAAAAGCUGGGGACCAGGUACUGCCGAUACACACACCAUGAGGCCCUCCAGGAGACAAGGGACCCUUCUGCUGGACUUCGUGCUGCUCUGCACCCUCCUGGGUCUUGGGUGCCCACUACGCUGCGAAAUAUGUAAGGCGCCCGGAAGCAGGUGCCAUGGCCAAAUAAGGACCUGCAGCAGCGACAAGGACACAUGCAUGCUCCUGGUGGGGAAGGCUACUUCAAAGGGCAAGGAGUGGGUGCACACCUACAAGGGUUGCAUCAGGUCCCAGGACUGCUACUCCGGCGUUGUAUCCACCACCAUGGGCCCCAAGGACUACAUGGUAACCAGAUCCUUCUGCUGCCAGAGCGACGGCUGCAACAGUGCCUUUUUGUCUGUUCCCUUGACCGAUCGUACUGAGAAUGGCCUGAUGUGCCCUGCCUGCACUGCAACCUUCAGGGACAAAUGCAUGGGGCCCAUGGCCCGCUGUACUGGUCAGGAAAACCACUGCGUCUCCUUAUCUGGACACGUGCAGGCUGGUAUCUUCAAACCCAGAUUUGCCAUGCGGGGCUGUGCUACAGAGAGUAUGUGCUUCGCCAAGCCUGGUGCUGAACUGCCCACAGGCACCCAUGUCCUCUUCCUCCACCAUACAGAGUGCACUCACUCCCCCUGGAAAGCUAUCUGAACCGAGGAAGAUAUACGUGGUGUGAAGUCCCCAUUUGUCCUCAGCCUGUAACUCCCCGUGUGCCUAUAAAGAAGUUAAUAGAG